Messenger RNA from Lactuca saligna, 2085 nucleotides. The record is from the annotation of a GenBank genome assembly. NCBI's taxonomy places the organism in Eukaryota, Viridiplantae, Streptophyta, Magnoliopsida, Asterales, Asteraceae.
GGAGGAGUAAUUUAAAACUUUGCACUCACCGGUUUGUACAAUUUCUUACACGAGAAGGGGGCAGCUAAAGAGCCCUCUCCAUCUCCCUCUCCAUCUCCCCCUCCCUCUCCUUCUCUCUGCAAUCUAUAACAAGAGAGAUCUUCUUCUGCUGUCAACCAUUACACAUAAAUCUUCUUCUCUUCCAUCGCCUCUCUUUCUCUCCCUUCAAUCUUCAUCAUCUAACACGAAAAAAGACUCGUUUUAUAUAACUAUAAUCAUCAACACUGAAUUGCCGAAAGGGGGCGUCGCUCGCCCUCUCAUCUUGUUUCUUAUGCCUCUAAUCAGAUCUUAGAUUUUCGAUCGCUUUUGUUACUUGGACUUGUGCUUUUGUGUGUUGAUCAAGUAUCGAUCUGUGGGAGAUCCGAUGCUUUUUGAUUGAUUCCAAGAAUACCCAUUUCUCAGUUACAAAGAAUCCGCAAACUUUCUGAAUGGAAAUGGAGCAUGGGAAGCUGUUCAUCGGUGGAAUCUCAUGGGACACAAAUGAAGAACGAUUGAAAGAGUAUUUCGAAACUUUUGGUGAAGUAAUUGAAGCCGUAAUUAUGAAGGAUCGAACCACAGGUCGUGCCCGUGGGUUCGGUUUUGUUGUUUUCUCUGACCCUGCUGUUGCUGAAAGAGUCGUCAAAGAAAAACACACCAUUGAUGGUAGAACUGUGGAAGCAAAAAAGGCAGUUCCAAGAGACGAUCAACAAAUCCUGAACAGAAGCAAUGGGAGCAUUCAAGGUUCACCGGGUCCCACACGAACAAAAAAGAUAUUCGUAGGAGGAUUGGCAUCAUCAGUAACUGAAAGCGAUUUCAAAACCUAUUUUGACCAAUUUGGAAUAAUCACUGAUGUGGUUGUGAUGUAUGACCAUAAUACCCAAAGGCCAAGAGGUUUUGGAUUCAUCACAUAUGAUUCAGAGGAAUCAGUUGAUAAGGCGUUGCUUAAAACAUUCCAUGAACUGAAUGGGAAAAUGGUGGAAGUGAAACGAGCUGUUCCAAAAGAAUCUUCUCCUGGACCUAACCGUGGUCAGAGUCAGAUAAGUGGUGGGUUUAACUAUGGUUUAAGUAGGGCUAGUAGUUUUCUUAACGGGUAUACUCAGGGUCAGGGGUAUAAUAGUCCAAGUUAUGGUGGAAGAAUGGAUGGUAGGUUUAGUCCUGUGACUGUUGGGAGGAAUGGGUUUCCGCCUUUUAGUCCCUCCACCUAUAAUAAUUUAGGCCUCAAUUCCGAUUCCAUUUUGGGUAUCAAUUAUGGAAAUGGAAAUGGAAAUGGAAAUGGAAACUUUGGGUCUAAUCUUGGAUACCCACGUGCAAUUAGUCCUAUGUAUGGUGUGGGUUCGAAUAGGUAUGGUGAUCCGAUUGGGUAUGGCGGCAAUGGCGGCGGUGGUGGUGGUGGUGGAAAUGGUUCUGUUUUGAACUCGAACCAUAGCAUGUGGGGGAAUGGAAGCCAGUCUUUUGCUACAAAUUCUUCUCCAAAUCUAAGCAACUUUUUGGCUCCGGGAAGUGCAUCUGGCGGGAUUGGAGCGAUUUGGGGAAAUUCCGGUGGUGGUGGUGGUGGUGGUGGUGGUGGAAAUGGUGGUUUUAUUGGUGGUAAUCUUGGGUAUGGAAGUGAAGAGAGUGGUAUUGGGUAUAGGAGGAACAAUGGUAAUGGUAUUACACCAGGCUAUUCAUAUGGUGUGAUUGAUGAUGGUGAAAUUGGUGGUGGUGGUGGCGGCGGUUCGUUUUAUGCUGACUCCACCUGGCGGUCGUCUUCGCCGGAGCUGGAAGUGCCUGGUUUGUUUGGAUAUAGUCUUGGAGGUGGAGCUUCGGAUGAUAUGCCAAAAAACUCAGUUGGCUAUGUUGGUUAUAGUGUGACAAAUAGAUCAAAUAGAGGAAUUGCUGCCUAGGAAAAGGUAUCUGGAGAUGUGAAAAGUUAUGAAGAUUGGAGGAUUGAUUGUGAAUUUAUUAUAAAAAAAAAAGUUACAGCUGCGUGAGUGGGAGGUAAAUCAGUUUUUAGAACACCGUAAAUUUGGUUAGAGCUAAUCGAAGCACCUGUUUUAUACAACACAUUACACGAUUUGGUUCCUGUUU